CUUGCGCCUCUUUUGUCAGAUGGUGAUCUUCACCCUUCCUGUUGACUGCUACUUUGUUUUAUCUGGUCCAGGGUGGGCCCCUGUGUGCUGCCGUCGAUGCAAUCAGCGGACGCCUGGGACACAGAACCAGGCUUUCUUGAUCAUGGAUGGUGAAGAUAUACCAGAUUUUUCAAGUUUAAAGGAGGAAACUGCUUAUUGGAAGGAACUUUCCUUGAAGUAUAAACAAAGCUUCCAGGAAGCUCGGGAUGAGCUGGUUGAAUUCCAGGAAGGAAGCAGAGAAUUAGAAGCAGAGUUGGAGGCGCAGUUAGUGCAGGCUGAACAAAGAAAUAGAGACUUGCAAGCUGAUAACCAAAGACUGAAAUAUGAAGUGGAAGCGUUAAAGGAGAAACUAGAACAUCAGUAUGCACAGAGCUACAAGCAGGUCUCAGUAUUGGAGGACGAUUUAAGUCAGACGCGGGCCAUUAAGGAGCAGUUGCAUAAGUAUGUGAGGGAACUGGAGCAGGCCAAUGAUGACCUGGAGCGAGCCAAGAGGGCAACAAUAGUUUCAUUGGAAGACUUUGAGCAAAGGCUAAAUCAGGCCAUUGAACGAAAUGCAUUUUUAGAAAGUGAACUUGACGAAAAGGAAUCCUUGUUGGUGUCUGUACAGAGGUUAAAGGAUGAAGCAAGAGAUUUAAGACAAGAACUGGCAGUUCGGGAAAGGCAACAGGAAGUCACCAGAAAGUCGGCUCCCAGUUCUCCAACUCUAGACUGUGAGAAGAUGGAUUCUGCCGUCCAAGCCUCGCUCUCUUUGCCAGCUACUCCUGUUGGCAAAGGAACGGAAAACAGUUUUCCGUCACCAAAAGCUAUACCAAAUGGUUUUGGUACCAGUCCACUAACUCCUUCUGCUAGGAUAUCAGCACUAAACAUUGUCGGGGAUCUCUUACGGAAAGUAGGGGCUUUAGAAUCCAAAUUAGCAGCUUGCAGGAAUUUUGCAAAGGACCAAGCAUCACGGAAAUCCUAUAUUUCAGGGAACGUUAACUGUGGGGUGAUGAAUAGCAACGGCACAAAGUUCUCUUGUUCAGGGCAUUCGUCUUUCUUUGACAAAGGGCAAGAGAAGGUCAUAUUCCCCACGUUGUUCAUGGGGCAGUAAACGGCUUUGACCCAGCUCCUCCUCCUCCUGGCUUGGGCUCCUCUCGCCCGUCGUCAGCACCGGGGAUGCUGCCUCUCAGUGUGUGAGUGCCCGGCCUCCAGGCGGGGGCCUCUGCGCUCCUCCAGCAACCCAGGACACCCACGCCUCACCCCUCGGUGCCUGGGCCCAGCCCCGUGGCCCUCCAUCUGCCUCCCCGUGGCUGGCAGAUGGCAGGCUGCAUGCAGUGGCGGCCGCUGGGCCCUGCCCAGCCCCAGGACUCUGCGCGAUGUCAAUACUGGCUGUUUUCUCUGCCCGCCGUAGUGCCGUUGGUUUCACAUGAUUGCACUUUCGUGGGUCACAAGGUGAUACGUACGUGUAUUACUUGGUCACUGGAUGCAGAAGUACCCAUUGAUCACACCGUCCCGUACCCCACCCUGCCGUACUGAUAGGACUUAGCUGUGUUUAGGACAAUGCAAAUCUUCUACAAGCUCUCCCCUCAAUCAGGUCGAUGUAGGCCCUCCUCCCAAGCUUCCACCCAGGCAUCUUCAGUGCUCAUGAUCAUGCGUCCCCCAGCUCCACCCGCCACAGUUUGGGGCUGUUUCCGGCAGAGUCAGGAAGCUCACUGAACUAGGGAACAUUUUCUGCACCUUCCGAUUUUACUUGAGCAGUUCUCAUUCCAUAGACUUGCCUCCCAGUGCAGCGGAUUCUCAUCUGAGCCCAGACAGCAGGGGCCUCUGGGGCCCAGGCACACAAGGCUGCCCUCUCACGUCUCCUCCUCCACGUGCCUCAGACUCGGGGAGAGGCUGGCUUCCUCCUCGCCAGCUCCCAGUCCUUCAGCUGAAUGACAUCUCGAGAGCCCUGCCGUGUCUUCUGAGGGCCCGUGCAGCUGUGUUAGGGAGGGCCGAGUGGCCUGAUCCCGGGGGCCGGCCGACCGUCGCUGGUUGUCCCUGUACACUCCUUGAUUAAUCUCAUGCUGCGUUGACUGUUUACAUUUGUGUUACUGUAUAUAGGUUUGUAAACAUUCUUGCCUAAGGUAUUUGUAUAUAACUUGGGCUUUGUAGCUUUUAUUUAUUCAGAACUCAUAUGGCAUGUUAAUGACUUACGAUGGUGUCCUACUCUGGGCAGCUGGAUAGGAUCAUCAUGUGGUUAAAAAAACAAAUUCUUCCCCUCAAAAAAAAAAAAAAUCUUUUAAUGUGGAAACAAUAAAUUUCACAAAAAAAAAAAAAA
Molecule: messenger RNA, 2335 nt
Organism: Loxodonta africana (African savanna elephant)
Lineage: Eukaryota; Metazoa; Chordata; Mammalia; Proboscidea; Elephantidae
Gene: NDEL1
Product: nudE neurodevelopment protein 1 like 1
Exons: 10
Coding region: 20-1129 (369 amino acids)
Biological process (GO): chromosome segregation; microtubule nucleation; mitotic centrosome separation
Cellular component (GO): kinetochore; centrosome; kinesin complex
Molecular function (GO): microtubule binding
Source: RefSeq, a predicted model, not a curated record